This is a messenger RNA of Spirodela intermedia, 1766 nucleotides long. The record is from the annotation of a GenBank genome assembly. NCBI's taxonomy places the organism in Eukaryota, Viridiplantae, Streptophyta, Magnoliopsida, Alismatales, Araceae.
AUGGCAAAGUCCACAAGCAAUGAUGCUCAGGCCCUCAUCCAUUCUUUGUAUUCAGCUUAUACUGCUACACCGACUAAACUCAAGGUAUUUUUCUAUGUUUUUUAAUGGUCCUCUCGUUGCAUGCCUAUUUUUUUUUCCCAUUCCUUUUCUUUCUUCUAACAUUGAUGUUGCAACUCAGAAAAUAAUAUGUCUAUUGAUAUCUGCAGAUUAUUGAUAUCUAUGUGAUCUUUGCGAUCCUCACUGCAUUAGUUCAGGUCUGUAAUUUCCUUUAAUAUUCAUGUAUACUAUCAGUUCUCAUUUUGGAUGUCAUUUCAUUUCAUGUCUGUGGCUACUCAAUGUAGUCUUAUUACCGUGAUAAGUUCACUUUUCUUCUGUCAAAGCAACUUUAUAUUAUUAUCAUUACGUUUCACACUGCAUGUGUAUACAUGUGCUAAAAAGUCUUUAAAUGCUCCGAUAGGUAUAUAUGUGAUAAGUACGGAUUCAUUAAAAAAAUAGGUUGGAAGAACCGGUCUGAUUCCUGUCAAGUUGAAUUUUGCAAGGUUUAGAAACCUAAAACCUAAAAUCAAGAACUCUAAAAUUCCAAUUAAGAGAUAAGAUGCUAUCGGAAAACAAGUUUGAAAAGAUAGAACACACCUCUCAAGAAAAGGAGGAAAAAUAUUGCGUAGAUGAUGUUUUGUUGUGACCUUUGAAGGAAACAUGAUUAGAUCUGACUUUGACAAAUAAUCAUGUUUUGUGUAACGUGAUUAUCCAUUCCCCUUACAAUUUAUGCACGUUAUGAAGAAAUCAAAACUGAUUUAUUUUAUGCUGGUAAUAAACUCGGUGCCCAGUAAAUGACCCUUGAAAACUUGAAUCAUUUUGAAUAUUUUUUAAGCAUAUGCUUGACAGAUUUCCACUUUUAUCGUCUCGUGACCUGUUCUAAUUGUUGCUUGCUUUAAGAAUGUAAUAUUCUUUAUUAUACUUGGUUGCUAAGUUGGAAUUGAAAGCGCCACUGGACUCAGCGAUGACCAUAACACGCUUCUGUGUUCAAUAACCUAGCUCCCUCUUGACAAACCCAAAUGCACGAUGUAGAAGACUUCGUUGUCUCUUUGGGAAAGGUCCUAGGCUUUAGAUCCACAGUAUUGCUUAUAUUCACCCAGAAUUCUCCAUAAUCCUCCAGACUCUGACCAGUCCGACCGAUUUCAUCCGGUCAUCGUUCUGCCCCCUGCCCUUCAUCCGGAUGAACUCUUCUCUUUCUACCCAUCUGCUGCAUUUUCCCCUGUUUCCUAAAGUCUAAAUAUAGAAUACAGAUUGACAUUCCGUGGUCUCACUGUUUCUCCCCUGGAAGAUAUCCACUGUUCUGAGCCCCGCUUCCUCGUUUGAUUUUGCCGCAGAUAGUUUACAUGGGAGUUGUCGGAACGUUCCCCUUCAACUCGUUCCUCUCGGGGGUGCUGUCUUGUGUCGGCACGGCGGUGCUCGCAGGUAAUCCAUUGUCGUUCUCAAUCCAGUACCCAGCUGAAAUUACCCAAAUUUGGCAAUAACCGGUCGUCGCUCCCACCUUAUUGGAUCACACAGUCUGCCUCCGCAUCCAAGUCAACAAGGAGAACAAAGAAUUCAAGGUAUAGAACACCUCUGUGAUCCCCAAGACCAUUAAAAGUCAGCGGUUUUGAUGAUCCAAGGAGUUAAUAUUGGAAACAAACCUGCAGGAUCUGCCGCCCGAGCGAGCCUUUGCGGACUUCGUUCUCUGCAACCUCGUCCUCCACCUGGUAAUCAUGAACUUCCUCGGGUAG